Messenger RNA from Tarenaya hassleriana, 1923 nucleotides. RefSeq names its product chaperonin 60 subunit alpha 2, chloroplastic. Gene Ontology annotation, biological process: protein refolding. Bases 37 to 1767 code for a protein of 576 amino acids. The transcript has 9 exons. The record is from RefSeq and is a predicted model, not a curated record. Lineage: Eukaryota; Viridiplantae; Streptophyta; Magnoliopsida; Brassicales; Cleomaceae. Gene Ontology annotation, molecular function: ATP-dependent protein folding chaperone; ATP binding.
CUUCGCGUAUCUUCUACACCUCUCGGAACAGGGGAAAUGUUCGUCGCCUCUCCGUCUUCCUUCUCUCCGGCGGCUGUUUUUCCGAACCGUAAUGGGAAGGGGACAAAACCUCAAUCUCCGAGGAAGAUGUUGGUCGUGAGAGCAGGAGCGAAGAGAAUACUGUACGGAAGAGACAGCAGAGAGAAAUUACAGGCCGGGAUUGAUAAGUUAGCUGAUGCCGUAUCUGGUACUCUGGGGCCUAGAGGGCGUAAUGUGGUGCUUGCGGAAUCAGAUACGAUUAAGGUUGUCAAUGACGGUGUUACAAUCGCUAAAUCCAUCGAGCUCCUUGACACAGUUGAGAACGCUGGAGCAACGCUAAUCAAAGAGGUUGCCACCGAAAUGAACGAUUCCGCCGGCGAUGGCACUACAACCGCGAUCAUUCUGGCUAGAGAGAUGAUCAAAUCUGGUUUGUGGGCAAUUGCUUUUGGGGCUAACCCUGUUUCCUUGAAGAAAGGGAUGAACAAGACUGUGAAAGAGUUGGUUAAGGUGUUGAAAAAAAGAAGUAUUCCUGUUAAGGGGAAGAGCGAUAUUAAAGCUGUAGCCUCGAUAUCUGCUGGGAACGACGAGUUUGUGGGUAACUUGAUUGCCGAAGCCAUGGAAAAGAUCGGCCCUGAUGGUGUAAUCUCCAUUGAAUCGUCUUCCUCAUCCGAAACAUCUGUCAUAAUCGAGGAAGGAAUGAAGAUUGACAAGGGCUAUAUGUCACCACAUUUCAUCACAAAUCAGGAGAAAUCUAUCGUGGAGUUCGAUAAAGCAAAGGUCCUUGUGACAGAUCAGAAAAUCGUGGCAGCCAACGAGCUAAUUCCGCUUUUGGAAAAAACUUCCCAACUGAGUGUUCCUCUCCUAAUACUUGCCGAGGAUAUCUCAUGGGAAGUGCUCGAGACCCUGUUGGUGAAUAAAAAGAAAGGUUUGCUCAAUGUUGCUGUGGUAAAAUGCCCGGGAAUGUUGGAAGGGAAAAAGGGUCUGCUUCAAGAUAUUGCCCUCAUGACAGGAGCCGAUUUUAUCGCCGGGGAUUUGGGCAUGACCCUUAUGGAAGCAACCUCCGACCAGCUCGGCAUUGCUCGGAGAGUAACUAUUACAAGCAAGUCAACAACCAUAGUGGCAGACCCUUCAACUAAAGGGGAGAUUCAGGCAAGAAUUGCCCAGAUGAAGAAGGAUCUCGCCGAGACAGAUAGUUCAUAUCUUUCAAGAAAGAUUGCGGAGAGGAUCGCAAGGCUCACCGGAGGCGUGGCCGUAAUUAAGGUAGGAGCUCACACUGAGACCGAACUCGAGGACAGAAAACUUAGGAUCGAGGAUGCGAAGAACGCUACGUUUGCAGCCAUGGACGAAGGAAUACUACCGGGUGGAGGUGCAGCUUAUAUCCAUCUUUUAGAUGAGAUUCCGAUCAUAAAGAACCAGAUGGAAGAUUCAGAUGAGCAAAUGGGUGUAGAUGUUGUAGCAAAGGCACUUACUGCACCUGCAAUGGCGAUAGCGGCCAACGCAGGGGUAGAUGGAUCGGUCGUGGUCGAGAAAACGAGAGCUCUGGAGUGGAGAAACGGGUACAACGCCAUGUCAGGAAGAUUCGAGAAUCUGCUGGAAUCUGGGGUGGCGGAUCCUUGUCGGGUUUCGAGAUUCGCUCUUCAGAACGCGGUUUCUGUCGCGGGUGUUGUGCUCACAACUCAAGCAGUGCUUGUGGAGAAGAUCAAGCUACCGAAACCUAAGGUUCCUCUUGUUCCGGGUAUCAACAUGUAAGAGGAUUACAUGGACAAAGCAGGAAUACGUUUCUUGCAACACAAGAUUCCUAACCAGUCAGCCCUAAUAAUAUAACUCUUUACAUAACACACAUGUUGAUACAUUUUUCUUUUCUGCUGUAUUAUUGCCUUUGAGUAUAUAAAAUUAUAAUUUAAA